Messenger RNA from Condylostylus longicornis, 1048 nucleotides. RefSeq names its product anaphase-promoting complex subunit cdh1. The transcript is spliced from 3 exons. Lineage: Eukaryota; Metazoa; Arthropoda; Insecta; Diptera; Dolichopodidae. The coding region runs from base 47 to 1048 and encodes 333 amino acids. The record is from RefSeq and is a predicted model, not a curated record.
UCUCCGAAAAUUUCAAUUAAAAAAUAAUUUUAAAAAAAUUACAACAAUGCAACCACAAUAUUAUAAUUUGAAACGAGAAAAUUUUCAUAAAAUACGUAGACAAAUACGUAGUAAUAACAGUAAUAAUAAAAAUAAUAAUGAUAGUAAUAUUGAAAAUAAUAUCAAAGGUAAUUUAAAUCAUCAUCAACAUCAAGUUCAUAAUUCAUUGGAAGAGAAAGAAUUUUCAAUUUUAUUAUCAUCGAAUGAAAUCAAUCAAGAUAUUUCAUCAGUAUCAACAAUAGAAACGACAACAACAACUGCUAUUGCUGCAGCAAGUAAUAAUAAUUCUAAUUCAACUACAACUAUAAAAUCAAUAGCAUCACUAUCAAAUCCAUUUGAUUAUUAUUCUGAAAUAACAAAUGAUUCAUUAGUAACAACUAGUUUACCAAAUUUAAUGACAACAUCUGCAUCAUCAAAAAAUUUACAAGAUAAGAAAAAUUUUACAUUAUCCUCAACAUCAGCUGGAGGAACAAAAGGAACAGGAUAUAUUAUACAAAAUGUAACAACAUCAAGUAGACCAACACCACCACCACCACCACCUCCAACAUUACCAACAAAUCAUUUUAAUCAUAAACAUCAAGUUAAUUUAAAUAAUGAAAAACGCCCAACAAUAAUUAUUUAUCCUACAGUUUCGCCAGAAUCUAUUGUUAUACCAAUUGUUUCAUGCAUACUUGGUUUUCCAAUAUUAGCAUUAAUGGUAAUUUGUUGUUUACGUAGACGUGCUAAAAUUGCAAGAGAACGUGAUCGACGCCGACAUUAUGAUAUGGAAGGUCAUGCCGUCAGCCUGGUCAGAUUUAGUCCUAUUCAUAGGCUCAAUAACAGAUCGCCACGAGUUGUCAGUUUAUGUUCUGAACGAAGUCUCAGCCGAGGUUUCCCAUCAUUAGAAUUAGAUACUGUUGUUGAAGAACGUAGUAGCGAUCAUGAAAAUACACAAACAGAUAUAAUUAGUCCGGAAUCACCAUCUGAUGUUGUUAAUCAACCAAAAAAUUUUCAAAAUAGAAAUAGCUAG